UAAAAAAGCCAAAACCAAAGGUCUUUUUUUUUAUUUUUGCUAUUUUGUAAAUAUAAUUUGGUAAUCAGAAGUAACAAUAUACAUUCUCUAAAACGAAAAUUGAAAACUUGUGUACUUGCUACGUUAACAUAGGAUCAAGAAUGCCGCAUGUAAAUGCUAUAAAUGUAAUUUGUUUUCGUCUAUAUUCUGGUGAUAAAAUUGGUGUAAACUGAUCGUCGAUACCGCUAAGUUAUAAUGGGAGCCUCAACAGUGUACCACGAAAAGCAAAUAAAGGAACUAUGUGCUCUUCACGCGCUCAACAAUUUGUUUCAAAAUAGGGAAUCAUACAAUAAGUUUCAGCUAGACGAAAUUUGUCGAAAUUUGGCGCCUAAUGACUACAUAAACCCACACAGAUCAAUUCUUGGGCUUGGAAAUUACGAUAUAAAUGUUAUCAUCACUGCUUUACACAUGAAGGGGUGUGAAGCUGUUUGGUUUGACAAACGAAGAAAUCCUUCCUGCAUUGACACAUCUAAAAUAAUUGGGUUUAUACUGAAUGUGCCGUCAAAUUACAAAAUAGGAAUUGUCAGAUUACCGUUGCAAAGGAGACACUGGAUUGCUUUGAAGAAAAUAGAAGGAGAAUAUUGGAACUUAGAUUCGAAACUCGAUGCUCCUCUGGUGAUCGGCGAUAAAUUUUACAGGAAGCACAGGCAAUGGAUUACUUACGAACUCAACUUCAAAGCAACGACAAGCAAUUAUUUGUAGUUUGUACAAAAGAGGUGGAGAAGAAUAAGGGUUGGCUGCUCCCUGAAUAUAGGCCUGACUUCUUUUAUGAUUGCUAGUUACAGCUCUACUUACUGAUACUAAAACUUUUAAAAUUAAAAUAAAAAGCAUUCAGAAACCAAAAUGCAGAUUUAAUAUUUAAAUAUAAUAUCGACAAACGCUUACAUUGGUUUUAAUAAUAGUUGUUAUGAACAAACAUUUAACAAUACAUUUUGGAAAAGCAAA
Sabethes cyaneus is the source of this 984-nucleotide messenger RNA. RefSeq names its product josephin-like protein (gene Josd). Bases 235 to 741 code for a protein of 168 amino acids. Gene Ontology annotation, biological process: protein deubiquitination. The record is from RefSeq and is a predicted model, not a curated record. Lineage: Eukaryota; Metazoa; Arthropoda; Insecta; Diptera; Culicidae. The transcript has 6 exons. Gene Ontology annotation, molecular function: cysteine-type deubiquitinase activity.